AGAGGGCUCAUGUAUAUAUAUGUAGCGUCCUCACCUCGUAUCGGGAAGGGUAGGAGGCUGCCCUGCUCAGCUGCCGUCGGAAGUAUAGCCAUAUACAGAAACCAACCUCUUUUCAUCCAACUCCCAAGUCGAAACCAAAGUGCCCGCCUCCCAACAUCGAUCGGCCAAAAAUGGACGCCAACGAGAUCUAUACCGUCGUCAAGGAGCGGUACAGCGCCGCGUCGACGGACCCGAGCCAGCUCAGCGAGGGGUACGGGCGGGCCGUGGCCCGGGCCUUUGGCUACUCGGAGCAGGAGCUGGCGGGCAUCCCGGCCGAGUCCAACCUCGGGCUCAGCUGCGGGAACCCACUGGCCAUUGCGAGUUUGCGAGAGGGCGAAACCGUCGUGGACCUCGGGAGUGGCGCCGGCUUCGACGUCUUCCUGGCCGCCCAGAAGGUCGGCCCGACCGGACGGGCCAUCGGCAUCGAGAUGAACAAGGACAUGCUCUCCCUGGCCGAGCGCAACAAGGCCAAGUCGGCCGACAAGGCCGGCGGCCGCGCCGAGUUCGUCGAGGGCCGCAUCACGCGCGUGCCGCUGCCCGACGCCGUGGCCGACGCCGUCGUGUCCAACUGCGUCGUCAACCUGGUGCCCGAUCCCGAGAAGCACCUGGUGUUCGCGGAGAUGGCCCGCCUGCUCCGCCCCGGGGGCCGCGUCGCCAUCUCGGACAUACUGGCCCGCCGCCCCUUGCCCGACGCCAUACGCCGCAGCGCCGCCCUGAUGGUCGGCUGCGUCGCGGGCGCCAGCCUGGUCGAAACGUACGAGGAGCAUCUGAAGGGGGCUGGGUUUGUUGACAUCCUGAUCCAGGAUACGCACUCGGACCUCAACGUCUACGCCGACACGCUCCCGGACGGCACCAAGCGUACCGACCAGGCGGCCGCCGGGUCGGGCCAGGGCUGCUGCGCGCCCUCCCUCGCGCCCUCGUGCUGUGCCCAGCCGGCAGGACAGACUGCCGGCAAUGGCUCGUGCGCGCCGGGCCCGCCCGCGCCCUCCAAGGACCUCAACCUCGAGGCCCUCACUGCGGAGCUGGGUAGCAUUGAUCUGAAUGAGUGGGUUGGAUCGUACAAAAUCUACGCUGUCAAAGCGUAAGUCAUGUUCAUCAAGUUGUCAGUGUUGCUAUUUGACGGGAGCCAUGUCAAACGGGACAGGAAUGCGGCGGGACCCAGGUUGAAAGAGAUAACAGGGCGCUAGAUCGGGGACUUGGCCAUUCGCGUUAAUGGUAUACUUGUAAUGGUAACCGAGUAGGCGUUGACGGCUGGUCAUAACCGCACAAUCCGCCCUGGUUCGGUGAUGCUACGGGUGAUUUAAUAUGCAUCAUUGGAACAUCUGAAAUUAUGUAGCUCGAUAUAAGCUAUUUAUCCAGGUAUAGUAGCAUCAAAGAUGCACAAAGUAGUGUGUAGUG
Molecule: messenger RNA, 1437 nt
Organism: Gaeumannomyces tritici R3-111a-1
Lineage: Eukaryota; Fungi; Ascomycota; Sordariomycetes; Magnaporthales; Magnaporthaceae
Exons: 5
Coding region: 171-1124 (317 amino acids)
Molecular function (GO): methyltransferase activity
Source: RefSeq, a predicted model, not a curated record